Messenger RNA from Eimeria necatrix, 363 nucleotides. RefSeq lists its product as hypothetical. NCBI's taxonomy places the organism in Eukaryota, Apicomplexa, Conoidasida, Eucoccidiorida, Eimeriidae. The transcript has a single exon. The coding region runs from base 1 to 363 and encodes 120 amino acids. The record is from RefSeq and is a predicted model, not a curated record.
AUGUCAGUCAACAAAAUGCCGAGCGGGACACCAGCCCAUCAUCGCCACGCGAUUCCGAAACCCACCGUGGCAGAGCGGCCGCAUGGGCAUAAGGGGGCGUCCCCGCAGGUGAUACCUUUGCCCAAUGUCAUGCCAGGGGACAUUCCCUUCGUCACAUGGGACCAAUUCCAGUCCGCAAUGAGUGUGAUAAGAACUGUAAGGGGGGGGACCGUGGAAUCCGGCGCAACGACUCCCAUACUACCAGAAGACGGCAGCGCUAUGCAGGCCUUUCUGCUGCGCAUCGAGCGCCGGUACACCCAGAUGAGAUUGGAACCGCGCGAGUGGGGAAAUGCACUUAUAGACCACCUUGUGGGCCCGCUCUAA